CAUGAUGUUAAUCUCUUCUUGCCAAAGGUUGUUGUCCUUUCCGGCAGUAUAUGCCCAUCAAGCCAGCAAAAUAUGGGAUCAAGUCAUGGGUGGCCUGCGACGCCAAAUCCAGCUACGCUUGGAAGAUGCAAGUCUACACAGGGAAGCCGACCAGUGGAGGCCCGGACAAGAACCAGGGGACGCGGGUUGUGCUUGAUGUGACAGAUGGACUGAGGGGUCACAAUGUCACAUGUGACAAUUUCUUCACCUCUUAUGAACUCGGACGGCAGCUCCUGAAGAGGAACGUCACCAUGGUUGGUAUAGUUCGAAAGAACAAGCCUGAGCUCCCCUCUGCACUGAUUGCGUCAAAGGAAAGAGAGGUCUUCUCAUCAAAGUUUGCUUUCACGCCCACCACCACUCUAGUUUCCUACCUCCCAAAGAAAAACAAGAAUGUGUUACUUCUGAGCACACUGCACACAGAGGCUGAAAUUAGCCAUCGCCAGGACAGGAAGCCAGCAAUGAUCCUAGACUACAACUGCAACAAAGGAGGUGUGGACAACCUAGAUAAGGUCAUUGGAACAUACAGCUGCAGAAGGAUGACUGCCCGCUGGCCACUGGUCAUCUUCCACAACAUCAUUGAUGUUUCCUCCUACAAUGCCUUUGUGAUAUGGAGAGAGAUCAACCCUAGCUGGAUGCCUCGUAAGCGAAACAAGAGGAGGGUGUUCCUGGAGCAGCUGGGAAAGGUACUUGUAACUCCAUUCAUCGAAAGAAGGGAGCGCCCCCCCACGCAUAGACGCAUCUGCAGCAGUUCCACUGCCCCAGCCACUGCCCCAGCCACUAGCCACUGCCCCAGCCACUGCCCCAGCCACUGCCCCAGCCACUGGCCACUGCCCCAGCCACUGCCCCAGCCACUGCCCCAGCCACUGACCCAGCCACUGGCCACUGCCCCAGCCACUGCCCCAGCCACUGCCCCAGCCACUGACCCAGCCACUGGCCACUGCCCCAGCCACUGCCCCAGCCACUGCCCCAGCCACUGGCCACUGCCCCGGCCACUGCCCCAGCCACUGCCCCAGCCACUAGCCACUGCCCCAGCCACUGCCCCAGCCACUAGCCACUGCCCCAGCCACUGCCCCAGCCACUGCCCCAGCUGGGGCAAGUAA
Messenger RNA from Salmo salar (Atlantic salmon), 1139 nucleotides. NCBI's taxonomy places the organism in Eukaryota, Metazoa, Chordata, Actinopteri, Salmoniformes, Salmonidae. The record is from RefSeq and is a predicted model, not a curated record.